CACCUGUGCUAGGAGGCUAACCAGGGUGGUUGGCCCACUUUGAGCUCUGCAAUGGGGACAAUAGAGAUAUUUCUUUGCAUCUUUCUUGGACAUUUUAUUGCUGCUCAGUCAGUAAUAAAAAAGCAGGAUGACACAUUUUUCCAUGACUUUCCAGGUUUUUUUGACAACAUCAGGCCUUUUCCAUUUGAAAGAAGUUUUGAUUUCCCUCCAUAUGACACCAUCUUCAGCUCGUGGCGGACCCGGAGACCUGACUUCCACAUGCUCGCUGAAUUGCCUCCCAUCAUGAUCGUUCCCAGAGUCGAGGUGUUUUGCGAUGAAUCUAAGCUGACUCUGCUGGUUGAUAAGAGCUCCAACGGUGUCGUGCUAACAGGAGAGGAGAUCCAGCUGGGGGCUGGCUGCUAUAGCAACAGAGAGCUACCAAACCAAUUUGUCUUCACUUACAGUUUGGAUGAGUGUGGAACUACACCUGUGAUGCAAAAUGGCUUGGUGAGAUUUACCAACUCUCUCCACUUGAAUCUCAAAAAACCUCCCCCCAGCUGGUGGUAUACUCCUUCCACUUUGCACGUCUCCUGCGUCCCUAAAAGGUCAUAUCCAAACUUCUUUGACUCAACGCCGGUUCCUAAGAACAGCGAGACCUUUAACAUCAAAGCCAUGAAUCCAUCCUGGACCAGCACUGCAGAGACUAAUAUCUUUAAAAGAGGUCAGGUUGUCAACCUCCAGGUUUCUGCCAAAACCAGGCCAGAGCAGCAGCUCUUCAUCCAGUCCUGUUUUGUCUCUGUGUCUCCUGAGCCUCAGACUAGACUCAGGCAUGCAGUCAUAAUAAAUAAAGGGUGCACAGCCCCGCUGGGUUCUCCCCAUGCUGUCGUACAAUUCGUGGCCUCCGACAGAGCGGAUGUGGUUAAUUUUGUUCUGAACACCUCUUAUCUCAUUUCUGAGAUGUACAUCCACUGUAGUGUCCUCCUCUCAGACCAGGGUGUCAACUUUGGCUCUAAAUCUUGCAACUAUAACCUGCUCCAGUCAAGAUGGGUGGACCUAAGUGGAAAUGUAGAGGUGUGCGAGUGCUGUAGCUCAAAGUGUACAGGCCUGUCAAUCAAGCACCUUGCUGAAGAUGCCAAGGCUAUUGUCAGCACUGGCCCCUUCGUCAUUGUGGACAAACAUAUAGAGAUAAGUCCUGAGCCUCCUGUCCCUGAACCGCAAGAAACGUCCAGCGCUCCUCUUCCAGACCCCAAGCUGUCUGAUCGUGCAGUGACUGAGGACCCAAUCAUUUCUGGCGCUUCUGUAUCAAGACCCCCUCAGGGUGUAGUGGUUGCGAGUCAGGACCCAGUUGCCAAACUGACCCUUUGGUUACCUGGACAGGUGCAGGAUGGUGAACACGGGGAGAAUAUCGUUUCUGAGCCCGAAGACCAUUUGAAGUUGCAGCCAAGCGACACCGUAUCAAAUGACCUUCCCGAGCUGCGACCUUCAACCGCAGAUCAGGAGCCUCUUCUGAGUACAAACACAAUCUAUCCAAGUGCAAAUGAACCAGGAAGUGACGGUCGUAUGUGGGAUUUGAGUCUUCUUACACUAAUUGAUGGAUUUGCGCUUCUUCCACAAAUGGUAAAAGCAGCUUUUGCAGAGAAAUCCCAAAGAAAAAGGCGUUUUGAUAGCUCUGGAAUGGUUUACACAGAGGCCCCACGAGAGGUUGACCUCCCUCUAACAGCUGAGAUGAAUGUAGAUGUCCUAAACCAGAAUGAUUUUAACCAAAUGAUAGAUGAGCUGGCAGAUGCCACUGUUAUGCCCCAGGAAGACGCAAAUGAUGCCCAACCAGUAAUUCGCUCCAAACUUCAGUUUUCCAAAAGCACGGAUGGAUCACAGACGCUGAGUUAUGAGGAAGAAGUGAUGAGACAACAAGAGGGGAAAGGUGGGACCAGUAGAUGUGGGACUAAAAGCAAACAGGAGCCCAGACAGAGACGGCUGCGCUCAACUUUCCUGGAUUUGCUGAGGAGGAUGGACAAAGCAGAAUAAUUGAAUCUUCAUUUAACUGAAUAAAUGUAUUGAGCAAUAA
Molecule: messenger RNA, 2044 nt
Organism: Sebastes umbrosus (honeycomb rockfish)
Lineage: Eukaryota; Metazoa; Chordata; Actinopteri; Perciformes; Sebastidae
Gene: zpcx
Product: zona pellucida protein C
Exons: 9
Coding region: 52-2004 (650 amino acids)
Biological process (GO): binding of sperm to zona pellucida; positive regulation of acrosome reaction; egg coat formation
Cellular component (GO): extracellular matrix
Molecular function (GO): acrosin binding
Source: RefSeq, a predicted model, not a curated record